CAAAGCGCUCAGCUGUGAGCAGAGUUUUCACCCCGGACCUGUCCAAUCAGACCUCACUCGUAGACUGGAGGAUCAUCCGGAGGCCACGUUACCAGUCUACCAGUCGUGCUGGCUGAGCGCAGCCCAGAUGUGCCAGGAGCUGCAGAGGGUCAAAACCUAAGGGAGGAGGGAGAAGAAAAUGGAGUGUGAGUGACGAUCAGACUAGCAUGCGAGCGAGUUGGGAGGAAACGGUGCGCCUGGGUCGCCUAGAGCACCCUCCACCACGUGCUCACACCCCCGGAGAACACGCCCGGGGAGGCCUGUGAAGCUGCUGCAAGUGAAAGAAGAGGGAGGAAUGGAAAUCAUCUUGUUGGAAGGAACUCAGACCCGGUUACCACCACCUCUGCUUCUCUGAACUUUUCCUUCUGGUCUCCAGUGACCAGGACGGCCUCACCACCCCCCUUCCUUGCAUUCGGCCCAAAGUCAUCUUCGUCUCUUUCUUCUCCCCACCCUAGAUCGUCCUCUCUCUUUACCCAACCCCUCCACCCACCAAGUAGCAGCGAGGCAUUCAAAGCGCGCACCUCCCGGGCUAGGGAUCUCAAUUACAAAGUGUGGGUGCAGAAGUCUGGGAAGGGCCACCGCGAGCGGCAGCGUGUCCUGGACCUGUUCCCGGCUUGGACUGCACCUGAGCGUUUUCCUUCCGCGACCCCCUCUCCUACCAGCCUCCUUGCUCUUUCGCUCGUGCUCUGCAGCAGCGCACUCCCGGCUUGCUAGCCGCGGGAGGGAGAACACACACAGGGUGGAGAGAGCCGGGGUGCUCCGGUGGAAGGCACCCUCCACCCCGAAGUCCGGGAAAGCCCGGCCGACCACAGGGACCGUGCCACCGCCCUCGCGGGUCCCAGACUUCUGGCCUGUCUUCAACUUCGCGGUGCGCUCAGGCAGCAGCAGCCAGGAUGGAGCUGCCUUGUCGCCGCCGGGUGCCGCCAGGCUCUCCUCUGCUACACAGCGGCUCCCUAUCCUCCCUGGAGUCCAGCGUCUUCUGUAGCGAGGGCGAAGGGGAGCCCUUGGCGCUGGGAGACUGCUUCACGGUCAACGUGGGCGGCAGCCGCUUUGUGCUCUCGCAGCAGGUGCUUUCUUGUUUCCCGCACACGCGCCUUGGCAAACUGGCAGUGGUGGUGGCCUCCUACCGCCGCCCCGGUGGCCUGGCCGCCGUGCCCAGCCCUCUGGAGCUCUGCGACGACGCCAACCCGGUAGACAACGAGUACUUCUUUGACCGAAGCUCGCAGGCGUUCCGCUAUGUCCUGCACUACUACCGCACGGGCCGCCUGCACGUCAUGGAGCAGCUGUGUGCCCUCUCCUUCCUUCAGGAGAUCCAGUACUGGGGCAUCGACGAACUCAGCAUCGACUCUUGCUGCAGGGACAGAUACUUCAGAAGAAAGGAGCUGAGUGAAACUUUAGACUUUAAGAAGGACACAGAAGACCAGGAAAGUCAACAUGAGAGUGAACAGGACUUCUCACAAGGACCUUGUCCCACUGUCCGUCAGAAGCUCUGGAAUAUCCUGGAGAAACCUGGGUCUUCCACAGCUGCCAGAAUCUUUGGCGUCAUCUCCAUCAUCUUCGUGGUGGUGUCCAUAGUCAACAUGGCACUCAUGUCAGCUGAGUUGAGCUGGCUGGACCUGCAGUUGCUGGAAAUCCUUGAGUAUGUGUGCAUUAGCUGGUUCACUGGGGAGUUUGUCCUGCGCUUCCUGUGUGUGCGGGACAGGUGCCGCUUCCUGAGAAAGGUGCCAAACAUCAUAGAUCUCCUGGCCAUCUUGCCCUUCUACAUCACUCUUCUAGUAGAGAGCCUGAGUGGAAGUGAGACCACACAGGAGCUGGAAAACGUGGGGCGCAUCGUCCAGGUUUUGAGACUGCUCAGGGCUCUGCGCAUGCUAAAGCUGGGCAGACACUCCACAGGGUUACGCUCACUUGGGAUGACAAUCACCCAGUGUUAUGAAGAAGUUGGCCUACUGCUCCUCUUUCUAUCUGUGGGAAUUUCUAUAUUCUCAACAGUUGAAUAUUUUGCUGAGCAAAGCAUCCCUGACACAACCUUCACAAGUGUCCCCUGUGCGUGGUGGUGGGCCACAACAUCCAUGACUACCGUGGGAUAUGGGGACAUUAGACCAGACACCACCACAGGCAAAAUUGUGGCCUUCAUGUGUAUAUUAUCAGGAAUCCUUGUCCUGGCUUUGCCUAUUGCUAUUAUUAAUGAUCGCUUCUCUGCUUGCUACUUCACCUUGAAACUCAAGGAAGCAGCUGUUAGGCAGCGUGAAGCACUGAAGAAGCUCACCAAGAAUAUAGCCACCGACUCAUAUAUCAGCGUUAACCUGAGAGAUGUCUAUGCCCGGAGUAUCAUGGAAAUGCUUCGCUUAAAAGGCAGAGAAAGAGCAAGUACUAGGAGCAGUGGGGGAGAUGAUUUCUGGUUUUAGUGCACCUUUAAUUUAUUUAUAAAAGCUGUGUACAAUUAACUUGAUUGAUAAAGCCUUGAUAUAAAUGUCUAUAGACUGCCGAUGAGUCUCUUUUGAGCACUAUCUGUCUUAAUUUUUGAUGAUACAUUCAUUGCUUGAUCUGCUAGAAUAUUUCACAGCCCCCAUAACAACUGCACAAUGUUUUGACACAUUUGAGUCUCAAAAACAGCAAAUUAACACAAUCAAACAUAAUUGGACUAAUAUACACUUGUGUAAAUUGUCAAAUAUGCAAUAGGAUCAUUGUAAUGUUUAUGACAAAGUUAAAGGUUCUAUGUAUCACUAAUUUUAGAAGUGUUUUGCACCCUUAAUUUUUAAAACAUGGAAGUGAAGUGACAUAGUCCAGAGAAAAGACGAGUGAACAUUC
Messenger RNA from Tupaia belangeri chinensis (Chinese tree shrew), 2847 nucleotides. It is a transcript of the gene KCNV1, whose product is annotated as potassium voltage-gated channel modifier subfamily V member 1. Gene Ontology annotation, cellular component: voltage-gated potassium channel complex; membrane. The record is from RefSeq and is a predicted model, not a curated record. The coding region runs from base 933 to 2444 and encodes 503 amino acids. NCBI's taxonomy places the organism in Eukaryota, Metazoa, Chordata, Mammalia, Scandentia, Tupaiidae. The transcript is spliced from 4 exons. Gene Ontology annotation, biological process: protein homooligomerization; action potential; potassium ion transmembrane transport. Gene Ontology annotation, molecular function: protein binding; voltage-gated potassium channel activity.